UGACCCAAACGAGAUCCUCGAACCUUCAGACAUGGACAGCGGGCCAACAAAGCGAUUGUCCUUCAACAGUGACAGUGACCCAAACGACACAUUCGAACUUCCAGAACUGGACAGCGGGCCAACAAAGGGAUUGUCCUUCAACAGUGACAGGGACCCCAAAGACCGCAUUAAACUUCAAUACCUUGCCAACAGGCCAACAAAGAUAUCGUCCUUCAACAGUGACAGUGACCCAAACGACACAUUCGAACUUCCAGAACUGGACAGCGGGCCAACAAAGGGAUUGUCCUUCAACAGUGACAGGGACCCCAAAGACCGCAUUAAACUUCAAUACCUUGCCAACAGGCCAACAAAGAUAUCGUCCUUCAACAGUGACAGUGACCCAAACGACACAUUCGAACUUCCAGAACUGGACAGCGGGCCAACGAAGGGAUUGUCCUUCAACAGGUCCACAGACUUUGAAUUUGUCCAGAAGAAUACAACUGCUUCGGCUGCUGCAGGUACAAAAACUACAACUAGUUUGGCUGCGGCAGGUACGAGUUCGCCUGGCAUCAAGUAUUAUGAUGGAGAUAAAACCAUGCCAAUUGUCUCAGAAGUAAAAACUGGUCUAACUGCCAAAGAACUCUUUUGCCUUCUUCUACAUGAUCCAUUGGAUGGUAUUGUUAGUGUAAAAAAACCGAUUGGAGUUAGAAAGAAUGCUGUGUUCUUGAUAGAUCUGCAGUCUGUCAAAUAUAAAUCGUUAUUUGCUGAUGAUAAUGGGGCUUGGCUAACCAGCAUGCCAAGGAGAAAAUUCUGGGUGGAUGUCAGCGAUGGAGAAGUAGGUGUCUCUUCCUCGGCAGCAGCAGAUGUUCGUGGUAAGAGACAGUACACACUAUUGCGCCAGUAUGGCAUUCACAAGGGCACAAAAGAGAAGUUGGGUCGAAGAUUCUCUCGGAUAAUUACUACUCUUUUAGACGAUAAUAACAAUGCGGGCAGAUAUGCAGUCGUGCAGUACUUUCAUGAAGGCGACAGCAGUGAAGUGUACCUACCAUGCCAUGGUAACGCUGUGAAGGUGAAGGGUGCAUAUCACCGAACUGAUCCAACUACGAUUGAGUCCAUUAAUGCGAAAGUGCAGAAAGGAACGGAGGCCAGGAGUAAGUCCAAGAAUAUUUACCAUGAGGUGUAUACUGAGUGUGGGGGUGAUAACAGUCGUAGUGUUUCUGAGGAGCCAAGGAAUACCACCCAGAUAUACAAUGCCAGCAGGUUCAAGCAGAAUCAUGUUAAGGAUGGGUUGACUGUUCUCAUUGACAGUCUGAAGAGCCAACAAACUGGUGAAUUUUUACACGAACUGACAUUGGGCCACAUUCAGACUGAACAAACAAAAACAGGUUUUGAGCCAACUUUGCAAUAUAUGUUGGCCACAAGAGAGCAGCUGCGUGAUGCAGAAAAAUUCCUGACUCAUCCAGAGGAGUUUUCUGUAUUUGGCAUCGACCCAACAUUUGAGUUGGGAAAUUUCUAUGUGACAGUGACGACUUUGCAACAUCCAGUGCUGGUUUCUGCUAAAACAGGAACGCAUCCAUUUUUCGUGGGGCCGUCAUUUGUCCACCAUAAACGCGAAAUGGACAACUAUUACUAUUUCAUGACAUGCCUACAGCGACUUAAUCCUGCCCUUCGCCAUAUACAGGCAUUUGGAACAGAUGGUGAGGUGGCCCUCCUGAAUGCCAUUGUUGCUGCAUUCCCAGAUUCCAUUAAUCUCCUCUGUUGGAUUCACAAAAAGGCCAAUAUAGAAAGAUACAUGGCGACAAAACUGUAUGUCUCCGCAUUAGUGAAGAAGGUGCUGCUAAGGGAUAUAUUUGGCUUCCAGGAGGGAACAGUCCUAAUUAAGGGUCUAGUUGAUGCUCAUGACAGUGAAGAUUUCGAUGUGAGACUAGGACAGCUUGAAGACAAAUGGCAGGCGAUUGCCCCAGGUUUUUACCGUUGGUUCAGUAAGCAUCAGGCGGAGAGCUUCAAGGCCCGAAUGAUAGAGUGUGUACGCAAAGCUGCCCAUUGGCAAGGACGCCGUUUCACAACGAAUGGAAAUGAGAGUCUCAACAACUCCCUCAAACAGUGGGUAGGACACAAGAAAAACUCUCUCCCAGAUUUUAAUGAAAAACUCCAUCAGUUCGUGAUCUGCCAGUACAAUGAGGCUAAGAAAGCUGUCCGAGGCUGCGGGGAGUACAGACUUGCUCCAAAGUUUCAACAUUUGGAGGUCGAUCCAGUUGAGUGGAAAAAGAUGACGGAAGAAGAACGGACCACUCUCCUACAAAAAGUCUUUGGGAAGGGAACUGUUGAUGCUGAUGCUGAUGAAAUUCAAAGCCAGGAUCCUUGCCUCUCUGUUCACUACAAGGAUGCAGAUCUGUUGACACUACCUGAUGAGAUGCUGAAGUCAAUGUGGAAAAAAGCAGCAGGCAUUGUCAAAAAUGAGUCAUCUGACAUAACAAGUGCUCCAGGUGUCACCUAUGCAAGGAUGGUUCGAAGUGACUCUUCAAAAGCUCCACAUUUUGUUGAGUUUUCAGCUGCAUCCGGCCGGAUAGCGUGCGAUGACAAGUGCUGCCAAUACAAAUCGAUGAACGUGUGCGCCCAUUCCUUGGCUGUAGGGGAAGUGGUGGGUAUGUUGCCACAAUUCCUUCAGUGGCGAAGCAAGAGAAAAGGUGGAGCCAAUUUAUCGGCAAUGUUGAACACUAACGUUACCAAGGGGGCAGGGAAAAAAUCGGGAAAGCCAUCUCGGCGUGCUGGGAACUUCCGUGCACCUCCAUUGACACCAGAGAGGAUUGUAGACCCAGCCCACAGUUUCAACAGUGAAAUCCCAUCAGAGCAAGCAGAUGGGUUUCACGUAUUGCUGCAUUCCCAAACAAAAGCACGCAUUUGUUAUGGUUGCCAGCAACCUCUGGAUGCUGGUUGCAAGAUGACAAUAGUCCGCCCAGAUGAUGCCAACUACGUUGCUGUGGACAGACAGCAGUACGUUGUGCGAACGCAUGGACCAAGGGAAUUUUAUGUGAAAGAAAAUGGUCAGAAUGUGAAAAAAACAAAAAAGCAGAACAUUUUCUUUCACUUCAGGCUAGCAUGUGUAAAGACAAAAUAUCCCGAUAUUAAACCUGUGGACCUUGUGAUUGAAAAGAACACGUUGCCAUUGCUAAGUGGAGAAGCACGAGAGCAGUUGACAAGUCUUGGGGUUAAGGAAACACAAUGAUUUCUGAGUUGAGAUUGAACGUGAAAUUCCCCAUUGUUAGUUCGAAGAGAAAACCCUUUUUCUGUUAUUAGGCUGGACCAGAUGUAUUGUUUGUUUGCCGUAACCCGACCGACCCCAAAAGUUCUUAUUGGAGUUUUUCUUUCAUUUUCACCUACAAAAUCACUGAGAAUUAUCAAAACUAUUUGCCUACCUACGAGCUAGUACCUUGCCUGUGUGAAGACAUGUACCUUGGGUAGGGUUACUGCAAACAGACAAUUAGUUUGGGCCGGCCUAAUUGAGGUUAUGCUUCUUUCCUGGUCUUUUUCGACUCAAAAUACUUGUGGCCCAGUGGAGUAUCUCGGGGGACAGAGUCUGCAGUGCAGGGUCAUAUUAUCACCAUACUAGUGGAUGCUGGAGCAUUUAUACUAGUAGUCAGAAUGGUGAAUUUCUAUUUGUACACGUAUGUACACUCAAUGUACACUCAUCUCUUUAUGUACACUGUACAUUAUCUAUGAAGAUUUUAAAGCCAUACUGCUGCACUGAUGUGAUUGAUUGUGGUAAAAUUGUAUUGAUCUGAACUGUCCGUUUUAUUUCGUUUGUCCCAUGCAUAUUUUGUUGAUGCGCCUGUUUUGUGGUGCAGUUUUAGAGCGCACUGUAAACGAUUUAUUUACUGUACCCGAGUGUACCAUAUCAAAGGUUAGCAUAGAAUUAGAAUAGAUUUUAAAUGGUCUGCUGGUGGUCAUGGUGGUGUUCUGUGAUGCAAUCCAUAUUCAUUGAUUGAUUUAUUUCGUGUCUAGAAUUGUCAUCAUGAACUGCCAGAGUGGUGAUAUUGUAAUGAUCGGAGCUAUCCAUCUUUUUGCCUGUCCUAGACAUAUUUUGAUGAUGUACGUUUUUGUGGUGCAAAUCUAAUAGAGCACUUAAUUGAUUUAUUUACUGGACCAUAUCCCUGGUUUUAACUGGUAUUCACACAUGGUAAUUUUUCGGGAUACUAUUCAUAUUUUCAAUUCUCAUUUUUGUUGUAUUUGUAAAUUUUAAUUCAAAUCAUUUAUCACAUUGCUUGAUUCAUACUCCAUGUGGUGUAUUUUCACCGUCAUGUAUCGUAACACUAAAACUUAGUGUGAUUACACCUCGGGCAGCAUUUUGGCAAAAUCGAAUUCCAAAUUUGGCCACCAGGGCAGCAUGACAAGUAGGCCUACUUCACGUCCUCGGUCGGUGUACAUGUACCUGCAGGUGUUCUCAUUUGCCCCUGGCCAUUUGACUUAAUCUUUGCAAAUGGUCAUGUUAUUGACAAGGAUUUAUGUAGGUAGAAAAUUUUAUUUGUAUGGUCUCUUAUCAUGUAGUGCUACAGUGUCCCAGAAAGUUUCCCGCUACAAUUCUGCAAUAGGCCUUGAUGCUGACUAGGCACAGGAAGCAAUAAACUGCUUUACUCAGGGACAUAUUGAAGCAUGUGCUCAUAGGCUGAUAUUAGUCAUGUAACUGGUGUUGUAACAUUUACUUCUUCACCAAGCAUAAUUUCUGGGACACUCCGUAGUUUUAAAGUGCCCCUAAUGGGCCAGUUUUGUGUUAUCUACUUUGAA
This is a messenger RNA of Lineus longissimus, 4761 nucleotides long. RefSeq lists its product as uncharacterized. The transcript is spliced from 7 exons. Lineage: Eukaryota; Metazoa; Nemertea; Pilidiophora; Heteronemertea; Lineidae. The coding region runs from base 32 to 3205 and encodes 1057 amino acids. The record is from RefSeq and is a predicted model, not a curated record.